This is a messenger RNA of Carya illinoinensis, 2562 nucleotides long. RefSeq names its product NADH dehydrogenase [ubiquinone] flavoprotein 1, mitochondrial. The transcript is spliced from 6 exons. NCBI's taxonomy places the organism in Eukaryota, Viridiplantae, Streptophyta, Magnoliopsida, Fagales, Juglandaceae. The coding region runs from base 387 to 2195 and encodes 602 amino acids. Gene Ontology annotation, molecular function: NADH dehydrogenase (ubiquinone) activity; 4 iron, 4 sulfur cluster binding; NAD binding. Gene Ontology annotation, biological process: mitochondrial electron transport, NADH to ubiquinone. The record is from RefSeq and is a predicted model, not a curated record.
GUCAGUUCUAUCAUUCUUUCAUUCUUUUAUCUUUUUUUAAUCAUCACAUUGUGUUUGCAAGAGACGGUUUGGUUGGUGUGAAGUGGAGGGGAUGCUCUUUGCUUUCAAUUGACGAAGAAACUGACAGUAAUCAUAAUUUUUCAGAGUAUCAAAGCAAGCAGGUUGAGGAGGUUUCCUGUGUACUCUGGAAUCUAUAGAACUUCAAUUAGGUGUUCUUCUGGCUUAAUGGAGUGCCGUAAUUUGCUUAUGUUAAGCCUUUUUUAGUUAAUAUUUUGCCUUUUUCUUGGGAAUCUUCAAUAGUGCCGUAAUUUGCUUCUGUACACACUGGAAUUAUAUCUGGGGUUGAAUGCACGCACAUCCGAAAGUGCCACAUUGAACGUCAAAAUAUGGAGAGAGAAUAUUCUGUUCAGAUUUCGAUGAUGCAAAACUGUACGGCCCAGACUUGGACAAAUGGAAAAUGCAACAAAUCCCAAUCACGAAGCCCAAAAUCCAAGUCAGAGCCCGAACAAAACAGUAGAGCUACGUGUAAUCUUUUGUCAUCACAGAAACCCCCACAACCUCGGCCAUUGGAUGGGCGACACCUAUCUCCACCAUCAAUUUCUCCGCUCUACGUCCCCUCCAGGGAGGGUAGUGAAUGUGAAUCUUCGUUCCUGUUGAGUUCCUUUUCUGAAAUCGUUUUGUCAAUCGCACGACUAUCCCUCGCCGACGCAUCGGAGCUCAUCUCACGUAAACUGAUGGCACCCAUCAAGAGCAUUCUUUCUCUGCGAAGGACAGCUUUGGCUUGGCAUCAGAGCAAUGCGAGGAGCCUAGGCUUUAGGACAUUCAGCACUCAGGGUGCAACAACUGCUAAUACUCCACAGCCUCCCCCACCUCCCCCACCUCCAGAGAAAACCCAUUUUGGUGGUUUGAAGGAUGAAGACCGGAUUUUUACUAACUUAUAUGGGUUGCAUGACCCUUUUCUAAAAGGUGCCAUGAAACGAGGUGACUGGUACAGAACCAAAGACUUAGUUCUCAAGGGUGCUGAUUGGAUUGUUAAUGAGAUGAAGAAGUCUGGUCUCCGUGGACGUGGUGGUGCUGGUUUUCCAUCUGGCCUUAAGUGGUCUUUCAUGCCAAAAGUAUCUGACGGCCGACCUUCCUAUUUAGUUGUCAAUGCCGAUGAAAGUGAACCUGGUACCUGUAAAGACAGGGAAAUCAUGCGUCAUGAUCCACACAAACUAUUGGAGGGUUGCCUUAUUGCUGGGGUAGGGAUGAGGGCUAGUGCUGCUUAUAUCUAUAUCAGAGGUGAAUAUGUGAAUGAACGAAUAAACCUUGAAAGGGCCAGAAAGGAAGCCUAUGAAGCUGGAUUAUUGGGCAAGAAUGCAUGUGGAUCUGGUUAUGAUUUUGAUCUUCAUAUCCACUAUGGGGCCGGUGCUUAUAUUUGUGGUGAAGAAACGGCACUUUUGGAGAGUCUUGAAGGAAAACAAGGGAAGCCAAGAUUGAAGCCACCUUUCCCUGCUAAUGCUGGGUUAUAUGGCUGCCCUACCACUGUGACAAAUGUGGAAACAGUGGCGGUUUCUCCUACCAUUUUAAGGCGUGGCCCUGAGUGGUUUGCCAGUUUUGGUAGGAAGAAUAAUUCGGGGACAAAAUUGUAUUGCAUAUCUGGACACGUGAACAAGCCUUGCACUGUUGAAGAGGAGAUGAGUAUACCAUUGAAAGAGUUGAUAGAAAGGCACUGUGGAGGUGUUAGAGGUGGAUGGGACAAUUUACUUGCUGUAAUUCCAGGUGGUUCAUCUGUGCCACUGAUUCCCAAGCACAUAUGUGAUGACGUGCUGAUGGAUUAUGAUGCACUCAAGGCUGUCCAGUCGGGACUUGGGACUGCAGCUGUGAUUGUGAUGGAUAAAUCAACUGAUGUUGUGGAUGCAAUUGCAAGGCUUUCUUAUUUCUACAAGCAUGAGAGUUGUGGGCAAUGCACACCUUGCAGGGAGGGGACAGGAUGGCUUUGGAUGAUUAUGGAAAGAUUGAAGGUUGGGAAUGCCAAACUGGAAGAAAUUGACAUGCUUCAGGAGGUGACCAAACAGAUUGAAGGGCACACUAUCUGUGCAUUGGGAGAUGCUGCUGCUUGGCCUGUGCAGGGUCUAAUUAGGCAUUUUAGGCCAGAGCUUGAGAGAAGGAUCAGGGAGCAUGCAGAUAGGGAGCUGCUGGAGGCUGCUGCUUAAGCUUUCUACUCAGGCGAAGUGCUUUACUGCUUGCUAUCAUCCAAUAAAAUGAAGAGUGUCCCUAGAUUUUCAAAUUUUGUGAAGAUAGGUUAUUCAGGCAUCUGGCUGCCCUUUUGGUAUUAUAUUUAUUCCUAAGCUAUACAAAAUGUGACUUCAUUCACUGUCACCGAGGAAACCAUGAUUCUUUCUGGAUGUGUUGGGAAGGCAUCAAGUGAUGCUAUUAUUUUCAUCCCCUUUAUGUUCAGGAAUUUUGUCCAUAAUUACUUUGUUUUGUCUUGUCUAUUAUGUGAUAUAGAACGAUCAUAUCUAUGGGUUCUUGAACAAAGAAUGAAUACUCUAAUAAAACUUCAAGACUAUUUUGACGUAA